Messenger RNA from Nothobranchius furzeri (turquoise killifish), 2940 nucleotides. RefSeq names its product dual specificity phosphatase 1 (gene dusp1). Lineage: Eukaryota; Metazoa; Chordata; Actinopteri; Cyprinodontiformes; Nothobranchiidae. The record is from RefSeq and is a predicted model, not a curated record. Gene Ontology annotation, molecular function: protein tyrosine/threonine phosphatase activity; MAP kinase tyrosine/serine/threonine phosphatase activity; MAP kinase tyrosine phosphatase activity. Gene Ontology annotation, biological process: negative regulation of p38MAPK cascade; endoderm formation; protein dephosphorylation. Gene Ontology annotation, cellular component: cytoplasm; nucleus.
UCGAACAGAAGUUACUUUCUGUAAAGAAGAAAUUUAAGAUAGGCAUCGAGAAGGACUAGUACCACCGGACACACUAGCGUGAACGAAAGGACUUACUGAGAUUGUCUUAAAACUCGAUAUAUUUAUUUUCUGUUGUUUUUUCUUUUCUUUUCGAAACAAGCUACCAGGAACAAAGGACACGCGGCGCGAACAGACUGAGAUCUUUUCAUCCAACAAGUCACACUUGAGUACCCCUGCCUUUGAUCCUUUUAUGCAUUUGGAUUUGACUUCUACAUCCCGCUGUUCUACUAUGGUCAUCAUGGAGGUUCCCACCAUCAGCUGCGCGUCCCUCCAUGGUCUGUUGGACGGAGACGCGCCGGGCUGCCUGGUGCUGGACUGCCGCUCCUUCCUCUCCUUUAACUCGUCCCACAUAUCGGGCUCCACCAACGUGCGCUUUAGCACCAUAGUUCGCCGCAGAGCCAGGGGCGCCUUGGGACUCGAGCACAUUGCGCUCAACGAGGAGACCAGGAACCGGCUCCUGUCAGGGGAGUACCAGUCCGUGGUGCUGCUGGACGACCGGAGCACGGACUUCGGACAGGUGAAGAAGGACGCCACGCUGAUGCUUGCUGUUACGGCCCUGUGUCGCAACCCCUGCGGGGUCUGCCUGUUUCUCCUGAACGGUGGAUUUGAAAAAUUUUCCUCCCAGUAUCCAGAGAUGUGUACCAAGCCGUGCCCUCCUCAAGGUCUGAGCUUGUCUCUGAGCUCCAGACAACCAGAGAGUGCAGACUCCACCAGCAGUCCUUGCAACACGCCUCUGUAUGACCAGGGAGGUCCUGUGGAGAUCUUGCCUUUCCUGUACCUCGGCAGCGCCUACCACGCUUCCAGGAAGGACAUGCUGGACAUGCUGGGGAUCACUGCCCUGAUCAACGUCUCUGCCAACUGUCCCAACCACUUUGAGGAUUCCUUUCUCUACAAGAGCAUCCCUGUGGAGGACAACCACAAAGCAGACAUCAGCUCCUGGUUCAAUGAGGCGAUCGAGUUUAUCGACUCUGUGAAAAGUAAAGGAGGCCGUGUGUUUGUGCAUUGUCAAGCAGGCAUCUCCCGAUCCGCCACCAUCUGCCUCGCAUACCUCAUGCGUACCAACCGCGUAAAGCUCGACGAGGCCUUCGAGUUUGUCAAGCAGCGCCGCAGCAUCAUUUCACCCAACUUCAGCUUCAUGGGUCAGCUCCUUCAGUUCGAGUCCCAGGUCCUGGCCUCCUCCACUUGCUCCUCGGUGGCGGGCAGCCCGGCCAUCGGCAACAGCAGCACGGUGUUCAACUUCCCCGUGCACACGUCUACAGCUCCGCACUCCUUCCUCCACAGUCCCAUCACAACCUCUCCUAGCUGCUGAUGGGAGUAUUUGGACUUAGUAACUCAUAAUCCACAGUGAUGCUGGUGUCACUGGACAGUGAAUGGUUGGGUGUGUGUGUGAGUUGUUAGUAACUCCUUUUGUCAGUUGGCCUUGUCAUUUCAAUGGUAGAUGUGACAUUCACCAUGAGACCGUUUUGAUCUUUAACUUCCAUAAUGUGAACCUAUUUCCAGGAAGCUUUUGGGAGACGAUCCUGUUUGGGGAAAUCGUUUUUUAUUUAAAGGGACUGAUUGUUGGAAUUUUGAUGAAGGCUUCAGAUAAUCACAAUCAGAAACACAACAGAGAGGCUAUCGGUUAUCUCAGGAAAUGUUUACAUAACCUCUCCAAUGUCCUUUUUGCUUUUGGCACAUGCAAAGAAAGCAACAGAAACCCAACAUGACGUGGAUCAUGUGAAGCUGAUGGAAUGUAACCCCCCCCCCCCCUUUUUUUUUGUUUCUAUGUGUCAUAAACCUUUCUGCUCAUCUGUAGCAAUGAACAGGUUGCUGAUUAGCAUCCAAAGUUGUUGACGACUGACUGUCAUGACCUGUUUGGUAAAAUACCUCAUGUUUUCUGAACCCCGGGACCCACUGAAAUGGGCCCACAGUGUCUUUAUUACUGCGUUAUGACAUAUUUAUUAACUAAAGUAAUAUAUUUCUUUAUCUAUUUUUACAAAAAUGUUUUUUUAUACAUGUGAAUAAAUCUCAACUCUUUGUAAAACUUUGAAGUUUCUAUUUUUUUUUUGUUGUUGUUGCUGAAAAUGCACAACCAGCCCUGAUAUUGAAUAUAAAGCGUGAUGAAUGUUCUUAAUCCCUAGAAAGUCCAGAUAAAAGCAGAAAGUGUGUGUUUGUGUGUGUGGUGGAAUCCUAUCGUGUGUCUGCAGAAGGAUAAAUCAGGCGUGAUGUCAUGGUUUCAGCCAUUGUUCAGGACACACUCUGAAUGGGAACCCAGCUGAGGCCAGGCCACCCGCAGGAGUCUGCUCUGCUCAGGCACAAAAGAGGCAGCUGCAAGGCGUUUGGGAAAAAUGGGACAACCAAAGAGCAUUCAGGGCUCGGUCAAGCUCCGGCCCUGUGUCUUUUGCAUCCACCCGCUGCAGAGGAGGCAGGGCAGAGAUGUCCGUGACAGGGAAAGGCGUGUUUGGGUUGCAAAUUCCCCCCCCCACCCCUAAGUUUGGCUGGGAUCUGCAGUUGUGUGUGUGUGUGAGGCAGAGAACACGUAAAGAGUUCUUUUAGAGCUGUGGAGGAUUUUAGUACAAAACAACCUUCUGGUGUUAUUGAUAACAUAACAUAUAAUCGCCUAAAAACCCACUUCCUCCGCUUGGCGUUUCCUGAACAUGUUUGAAUUUGGCCCUCUUUUGUGUAGAUUUUAUUUAACAGUUUUCAUUGGUUCAUUCUAUCCCUUGUUUUACACAUUUGUCCUGUACUAGAAUGUUUCACCUUUUUUGUAAUUUGUAAUCUGUAAUUUGAAUUGCUUUUAUUUUCUGAUUUAUUCACUAUAUUUAACUUUCUACUGUACCAUGUUGGCUUCCUGGCAGGGUUGCGGAAGGCGCUUUAUAAAUAAAGCUUUGAUUGAUUGAA